Messenger RNA from Salmo salar (Atlantic salmon), 1041 nucleotides. RefSeq lists its product as uncharacterized. The record is from RefSeq and is a predicted model, not a curated record. Gene Ontology annotation, biological process: positive regulation of transcription by RNA polymerase II; cell differentiation. Gene Ontology annotation, molecular function: DNA-binding transcription activator activity, RNA polymerase II-specific; RNA polymerase II cis-regulatory region sequence-specific DNA binding. Gene Ontology annotation, cellular component: nucleus. NCBI's taxonomy places the organism in Eukaryota, Metazoa, Chordata, Actinopteri, Salmoniformes, Salmonidae.
GAUGCAUAACUAUGUACUUUGAUCGGAUCCCCCCACAUUCCGAUCUUUGCACAACGAAAGCCAUGCUUGAAAGCGACGAGUUCUGCGGUACGUCUUCCCAGAGUGAGCAGAUGUCCGAGGUGCAGUCCCUCGGCUCUGUCCCAUCCUGUCAUCUCUCGGUCAACUCCGACUCCAGCUGCUCUAGUCCUGAGCCGAAACCACUGGCAGAGCCACGGGUCAGAAGGCCGCUGAACGCCUUUAUUAUCUGGACCAAGGAGGAGCGCAGACGCCUUGCCAAACUCAACCCUGAACUAGAGAACAAAGAACUCAGCAAAAUGCUCGGUAAAACUUGGAAGGCCAUGUCUCUGGCAGAGAAGCGGCCCUACAUGCAGGAAGCAGAGUGCCUGAGAGUACAGCACACCAUCGACCACCCCAAGUACAAGUACCGGCCCCGCAGGAAGAAGCAGCUGAAGAAGGGCCCCAAAGCCCUACCUGUGGAGGCCCUGGUCCCUCUCAACUACCUAAUCCAGAACCAGUGCCAUCAGCAGCAAGCCUACCCAAACCCAGCCAUCUACCCAAACUCCCAGGCAUACUUCUCCCAUAUGCCCGGGACCUACCCAAACAGGUCCAAUUACCCAGACCCAUCAUCCACAUUCCCUAACGAGCCUCAAGAAUACUCUAACACAGGGACAUACCCAGCAGAGCCUCAUCCAUACUACUCUACCCAGCAUGGGCUGCAGCAGUGUGAGGCCCCCAGCCCAGCUUAUGCUGUGUCUCAUUGGGAGCAGGGGGACUUCAUGGCCCAGGGCCUCCAGCUGUUCUCCUCCACUGACCUCUCUCUGGAGUUCUAUCUGGAGCAGAUUCACCUAGAUAUGCUGUAUGAUCUGGACCGCAGUGAGUUUGAACAGUACCUGAGCCCGCCCCCAUGCAGGCCUGAGCCAAUGGAGUACAGUUAUCACCAGCAAGGCAGCCUACGGGAGGCCUGAAUUAUGUAAUUUGCCAUAUAUGGCAAAGAUUUUAGCUAUUUUUGUGUGUACAGUAUAGAUGGGUUGGCUGACAACG